Molecule: messenger RNA, 447 nt
Organism: Penaeus monodon (black tiger shrimp)
Lineage: Eukaryota; Metazoa; Arthropoda; Malacostraca; Decapoda; Penaeidae
Product: gastrula zinc finger protein XlCGF57.1-like
Exons: 3
Coding region: 1-447 (148 amino acids)
Biological process (GO): central nervous system development; regulation of transcription by RNA polymerase II
Cellular component (GO): nucleus
Molecular function (GO): DNA-binding transcription factor activity, RNA polymerase II-specific; RNA polymerase II cis-regulatory region sequence-specific DNA binding
Source: RefSeq, a predicted model, not a curated record
AUGGGGCUCGGGAAGAUUUUGGCAUCAGUCACCCAGCUGCGACAGUUUCACCACCACCCUUUCUCCAACGCAGAACGAGACAGCACUUAUAGACCUGGUGGGGAGCUGUGGAAGAAAGAAGGUGAAGAAACCAUUCUCCUGUGCACAGUGCUCUUACCAGACUGCAUCCAAGAGCAAUCUGUUCACAUGAGGACACAUACGGGCGAAAAGCCAUACAUGUGCCCUAAUUGUCCUUUGCGCUUUGCUCAGAAGGCCCACCUCAAGAAUCAUCUCUUCACCCACACUGGAGAAAAGCCAUUUUCAUGUCAGCACUGCUCGGCAAAAUUCAGCCGCAUGAGCAAUCUGAGAAGACAUUCCCAAACUCAUCAUAUUGCUCUGUCAUUAAUUGAAAGAGAAGGUAUGGUGAACCUUUGGAACAUAGAGCAUUCAACUGUCAAAAGGAAAUAA